AUGGAGAAAUUCAUGUUUACAACAACUCUCCAUACACUAACACUACUACUACUAUCAUGCAGUGCCCACUCGGUAACCGCCACGCUGCGUUGCGGGAACUGUGGCCCCACUCCGGUGCCAUAUCCGCUAAGCACCGGACCCUGGUGCGGCGAGCCGUGGUACAGGAUCCGGUGCACCGCAGGCACACUAUGGCUGGACGCUCUGAACAACUCCUCCUACGCCAUCACAUCCAUCAACCAGGAAACCCAACGGAUCACAAUCCGACCCGCCAGCUUCGCCCCGAACACUUGCCUGUCAAGCGAUUUCCACAGCCAAGGCAUUCAGCUGGACCCUAACCUCCCCUUCAACAUCACGAGCAGCAACACCGUCUUGCUCUUGAACUGUACAGACGCCAUGUUGAAUUUACAGGCGCCGAUAAACUGCUCGUCGAACAGCCUGUGCCACAGCUUCAUCAGGGACAAUGCGGUCGCGUGUACGCGAGCACCGCUGUGUUGUACGUUCAGGACUGGUGGGUCCCAGACUGCUUACAUCAUCAUGGUCUACGGAGGAGGGUGCUCAGCGUAUCAGAGCUUUGUGAAUGUUGAUGGUCCACCAAGUGGUGCAGUGGUUGGUGUGAAGAAGACGAAGUGGCCUGAGCCCGGUGUGGAGCUGGAGUGGGUUUCGCCGGGAGGGCCCAUUUGCAAGAGCCCUGUGGAUUGCAAGGACUUGUUGAAUUCGAAGUGUUUGGUGGAUCUGAGUAGUGUGGGGGCAGAGGAGGUGCUUCUGCAAUGGUGGGUUCAAAUGGGACUUCAUCAAUGGUAUGGCAAUGGUUGUGGGAGGAGUUGUGGGCAUAAUGGGGAUUGUAGGGUACACCAAACGUCACCGUUUGAAGAGAAAAGCACAAAAGGGUUUGAUGAAGAAGCAGGAGCGGAAGAUAUUAUCUUCGAAAAUCAGGUGAUGAAGGAAGAGAGGUUCAUGGAUGUUGUUGAUCCAGUUAUUAAAGAGGGCGCUAGCGAGUUAGACUUGGAGACAAUGAAGGCACUGGGAUUUCUAGCAGCAUCAUGCUUGGAUGAGCAGAGGCAAAACCGUCCUUCGAUGAAAGAGGUUGCUGAUGAGAUUGAGUAA
This is a messenger RNA of Prunus armeniaca (apricot), 1104 nucleotides long. Lineage: Eukaryota; Viridiplantae; Streptophyta; Magnoliopsida; Rosales; Rosaceae. The record is from the annotation of a GenBank genome assembly.